This is a messenger RNA of Lobosporangium transversale, 2349 nucleotides long. RefSeq lists its product as hypothetical. The record is from RefSeq and is a predicted model, not a curated record. The coding region runs from base 72 to 2243 and encodes 723 amino acids. The transcript has a single exon. Lineage: Eukaryota; Fungi; Mortierellomycota; Mortierellomycetes; Mortierellales; Mortierellaceae.
GCCUUCUCUAAGGUGGCUCUCUUUUUUUCCUUCUCUUUUUAUUUGUCUUCUCAUUCUCUUUUCUUCAUACUAUGGUCUUAUUCAACCCAAUUCUAUACCACGUUCAACGACUUAUCAGCCAUUCUUUACUGGACAACAGCAACGAUAACUACAACGACAAUACCAAUUCAAAGCCAGGUCAAAUCAUGGAGGCUUCUAGCGGUAUCAAUCUUCAAGAGACACAGGACAACUAUGCUCCUGUCGCAGUCGUUGCUAUACCCGAGAUCGCCUCGAUGAUAGCAAUGAAUCUUUCUAAAACCGACAUUGCCUCCUCUAUCAUCGUCUGCAAAUCAUGGUCUAUUUCAUUUACCCCCCAUCUCUGGCGAAACAUCAGUUCCCGGAUCCCCAAUCCUCACAAUGCACAAAUCCUCCCAAACCUCUUACGAACCUUUGGGGGAUUGAUCCGAACUCUGUUCUUUACAGAUGUACCAGAGCAUUAUCUCCUACGAGCAGAACCAUCUACAGGAUUAGUCUUUGAUUGUGACACUAUCGAAAACCUUGUCAAAAUGAUCAUUCAUAUUGAGGCAGACAAGAAACCAGCUAUUCAACGAAUGUUACAGAGGAACAGAUAUACAUUGAGAGAACUUCGGUUGACUUUUAGAAUAGAUAAAGGCCGGAUGCCGAUAAGAGGAUGUGCGUCAACUGGAGCAGCAUUAGUGUUUGUGCCUUCGUCUUCUCUAGCAGGGAUCCCAUCUUUACCAGCAGCUUCUACAACUACGAAUACAAAUACAAAUACAAAUACAACCAUGUCAUCAUCAACAACAGCAUCAGCUACCGCAUUAACUGCAAUGGCCAUAAGAGCUUCCUCGAUGGGAAAAACGACAUGGAUGGGAGAACCACUGUUUGAAUUCCCUAGCCUAAGUAUAGGUGGCAUGCCAAGCUUACAAUCGUUAUAUCUGGAGAACUGGUCCAUGACGAAACAAGAGCUAGUUCAAAUCCUGAUGGCUUGCCCAGCUCUACAUCUGUUAUCCUUAGCUGGAAUACAUAUUAUUCAUGUCGACAAUAGCUCGACGUCGCCGUCGGCAUCAUCACCAACGUUAUUAUCAUCGUCUCCAUCAUCUUCUUCCUCCACCGCAGCUCCUACAGAACUAAACUCGAAGCAAUCAGCCAUAGUACCAUCUUUUCAACAUCACAGUAUUCGAACCUUUAGGAUGUGUGCCCAACUAUACCCAAUCUUGGACCUAUUACCCAACCUCCGUACACUUGAAUUCUAUCGAUUCGACCGACCUGUUCCUCAUGAGGUUUUGUCUGAUUUCUGUCAAUCCAUUCAACAACACUGCCCUCGACUCUCACAACUCUGGCCAUUAGGGUUUGAAUGCUCGAUGUUACCUCCGAUCUUAGAUGUUCUUCCAUCGUUGACAGUCUUUAGGGGGUCCAGUGAUAUUGCCACAGUCUUAUCCAUCUUAUGCCAUGCUUCCACACUAGAAGAAGCCAACUUGUCGGAUUAUGCAGAGCGGACGUUUAUGCCCCUAAAAUUCUUGGAGACCUGCCCUCGACUACGACAGCUUCGAACGGGGCAUUCAAAUACAACAAUGGAAGAUGUCAAAGAAUCAAUUUCAGGGCCAGGAAGAGGUUGGGUUUGUAAAGGCCUGAGGGUCUUGAGAUUGAGUAUCUUCAAGAUGUCUCCAGUCUUGAUUGAAAAGGUCAUGCGAGACCUGAAUGCAGUCAGAGAGACGGAUUUUAAGGGUCGAUGGUUGAUGAGCCAAGCUAGAAUGGCAGUCCUGUCAGCUAAGGCGGCAAUCCAAAACGGUACUGCUGACAUUAUUUUGAAUGAUACCGAGUCAGAAUCUAGGGCUGGAUCUGGAUCACUAGAAAAAGCAGCCAAUGAAGGAGCAAAAAUCAUGAGCGAAUCUGUAUCUUCCUCCUCCUCUCCUUCUACUAUUACUGCUAGUAUAACAGCCACUAAUACUACUUCCGCAACAGCUGUAGAAGGAACUGGGCUAGUCGAGUCAACGACAAUGGGGACGCCUGCGACAGCUGAGUAUAUAUUUUUACAAAAACGAAUGGCAAUGAAACUGAAGCAGGAACAACAACUACAGGAAGCAUUUAAGGAGUUAUCAGAGGAACAAUUGGAAUUUCAACGUUUGCUUUCAAACUAUCUCGGGGACCUACCAUGUCUUAUCUGGGUGAAUUUAGGGACGGGGUGGUAUUGUAUCCCGAGAAACGGAUUACUAAGUGGGCAAGCCCCUAUUCCCGAAGCAUAAUCGAUUGUUCAAUAAUAAAAUUUUGCGUAAAUACCAAACCUCCUCUUUUUAUUUUAAUCAUGCAAGCUACAAAGUUCCAAAGAGAAUAAAAAACAAGAUAAACAAG